UCCUCAACUCAAGUAGUUCAAACGUGCACGUAGCCAGGAGGAUUAGCGUCAUGCUUCUACGUUUUUUUGUUAUAACUGUCCUUAUUUGGGCAUAUUGCGAUCUUGGAUAUGCCGACAGUGAUAGCAGCGCUAGCAGUGGCAGCGAAAGCGGAGAGAGCCAUCAUUAUCGGCAGGGGAAACAUCAUAAAGAUAAAUACAACCGGCCUGCAUAUCCUGCUUAUCCCAAUUCCUAUACCCCGAUAUCGCCACCGUAUUACUAUGGAGGCUAUCCGUACAUGACUGCCCCGCCAACACCCCCUCAGCCAUUUAACGGAAUGCCUCCACAGCCGUACCCCUAUCCAGUGCCGUAUUAUCCACCAUAUGCUGAAAGCUCCAACCCCCAUCUGCCAAGUGGCCCGCAACCAGCAUCGAGUGUUAUUAACCACUCUCUGAAGGUUAACAAGGAAUACAAAGAGGAUGGACAUCAUUCAAAUCAGAUCUAACAAUGAUAAGAGCUUCAGUUCCAAUUCGUGUAUAUAAAAUAAAAUUGAAAAGUUACUUUCCAUGUAGAUGCAAAAGCUUCUGCCUAUCAUA
Messenger RNA from Scaptodrosophila lebanonensis, 573 nucleotides. Its product is annotated as cyclin-K. The record is from RefSeq and is a predicted model, not a curated record. The transcript has a single exon. NCBI's taxonomy places the organism in Eukaryota, Metazoa, Arthropoda, Insecta, Diptera, Drosophilidae. Bases 51 to 482 code for a protein of 143 amino acids.